Ilex paraguariensis (yerba mate) is the source of this 1035-nucleotide messenger RNA. The record is from the annotation of a GenBank genome assembly. NCBI's taxonomy places the organism in Eukaryota, Viridiplantae, Streptophyta, Magnoliopsida, Aquifoliales, Aquifoliaceae.
AUGUCUUUUGUUCUGUGGACACUUGAUUAUUUCAGAUACAGAGCGGUGACAACGGCUUAUUACAGAGGUGCAGUGGGGGCAAUGCUGGUGUAUGACAUAACUAAGCGUCAAUCGUUUGAUCAUGUGACAAGGUGGUUAGAGGAAUUGCGAAGCCAUGCUGAUAAGAAUAUUGUCAUCAUGCUUAUAGGCAACAAAUCUGACUUGGGGACCCUUCGAGCUGUACCCACCGAGGAUGCCAAAGAUUUUGCCCAAAGGGAGAACCUAUUCUUCAUGGAAACAUCAGCCCUGGAGGCAACCAAUGUUGAAACAGCUUUCGUUACAGUCCUAACUGAAAUAUAUCGGAUCGUUAGUAAGAAGGCCCUUGUUGCUAAUGAGGAAAUGGAAUCCAGAGGGAAUUCAGCACUUCUCAAGGGAACCAACAUUGUUGUUCCUGGACAGGAGCCAGUAUCAGGAGGGAGCAAAAUCGGCUGCUGCAUGUCUUCGUAGGACUCUUAUUCCACCAGGAGAUAAUGGUGUGACACCUUUGGCAUGAGGUACAUGUCUUGUAGAAGUUAAAUUGUUGAUUUGAUCUACUGUGGUAUAUUUUGAGUGGGGCUCAUACUUUCGAGAUGUGAUGAUAAAUUUUACAUGAUAUCAUUUGCUUCUGAUCUGUAACUUCCACCCUUAAUAUUUCAUCAAAUUCGCCGGCUGACACGGGAUUUUGCUAUUUGUUGUGGCUUUUCAAUUUUGGUGCUAAUGCUGGCUACUUCUUAUUCAUGAUGCUGGUCUUAGCCAAUCUGGAUGUGUACCGAUUGUGGCUGAAAUGAGUUUUUUCUGUAGCAAGAUGAAAACUACAACAUGAUGAUAGUAAUUUCAGUUGCUGCUACAAUGUGUAAUUGGUGAUUUGUUGCUGAUUCAAAACAUUAUCUUCCAGUUGAAAUUUAGCUUUACUAUUUGUGUCUCUCUGUUGGCUAUAUUGAAUUUUCUGUUUAAACUUAGCUGCCACGCCCCCGCCAUUCUAGACAUGAGACCAUACCUUGUGGGGCAAAGGGCAUA